This is a messenger RNA of Rotaria sp. Silwood2, 213 nucleotides long. The record is from the annotation of a GenBank genome assembly. Lineage: Eukaryota; Metazoa; Rotifera; Eurotatoria; Philodinida; Philodinidae.
AUGUGGAGAAGUACACAAUUAAAAUUAGAUGUGAUGUGGAAUAAUCAUAAAUUUUCAGCUGAUUGUCCUGUGCCUUUAAGUGAAAAUGAAGUUUAUAUAUUACCAUUGAUUUUAACUCUAUUAUUAAUGAUCCUUGAACCUCAAGAUAUAGCAAGUGAAAAUGAAGUUGAAGAUAAAAUUGAAGUUGGAAACCAAGUUGAACAUACAGUAUAG